Messenger RNA from Helicoverpa zea (corn earworm), 2830 nucleotides. RefSeq names its product cubilin. Gene Ontology annotation, cellular component: plasma membrane. The transcript has 18 exons. The record is from RefSeq and is a predicted model, not a curated record. NCBI's taxonomy places the organism in Eukaryota, Metazoa, Arthropoda, Insecta, Lepidoptera, Noctuidae. The coding region runs from base 143 to 2764 and encodes 873 amino acids.
CGCUCGCUCCCGUGCGGACCCGCUAACCCGCGCUCCCACCACGCGCCAAAUGGCGCCCAAACUGGGACCUCGCUCACGCGGGUGAUCUGUGGUGGGCGGACGGCCGCGUCGAAAACACACAUGCUGACGAUAUGGAUACAGUAUGGCCGCGGCAUAUUGGCUCAACUCGCUCGGAUGCCUGUCGCUGUCACUGCUAUGUCUCUUCGCCACUACUCUACAAGUCACAAGCGUGCUCGCGGGAGAGACCACGGAGCUCUCGAGCCGCGCGUCGCUCGCUGAGCCCUCGCCUACUAAACUUCCAAAGUGCGACCGCACAUUCGUGAGCCGAGGCGGCGCGAGCAACGGAACGUUCCACGCGCCCGAGCUGAUCAAUCCGAACAACCACAGCCGCCAGUGCCUGUACACGUUCCUGGCUGCACCGGGGCAGCGGGUGCUCGUCGAGUUCCGCACCUUCGACCUUCGGGGAAAGCCGCCAGAUGGAGCCGCUGUGGGCGAGUUACCAGCAUGCAUGCACGAGUCAAUGGACAUCUACUCGGAGAUGGCGUCGCUGGAGGCGGGCGAGCUGGUCAACUCGGCGUUCGGCGGGCGGUACUGCGGGCCCAUCCCGCCGCGGCGCCGCGUCUCGCUGCAUCGCGCUGUCGCACUCUCCUUCUACACAGACAAAAUGUACACGCCGCCUACGCUCUUCACAGGAACCUACCAGUUCAUCAACGCAACGGAAUUCGAAGUGGGCACCCCAGUUCCCAACACACUGUGCUCGUUCGUGAUAGAAGCGAGCAAGCGCAAGACGGGUCUGCUGCUGUCUCCGACGUACCCGGGCAUCUAUCCCAAAGACAUGACCUGCAACUAUCUGUUCAGCGGCCAGCCCGGCCAGAGGAUACGGCUCGAGUUCCGAGACUUCGAUCUGUUUUUCGGCGGACCUCACUGUCCGUUCGACUGGGUGCGCGUGUACGACGGGCCGGACAACUCGUCAGCCGUGAUCGGCACGUACUGCGGCCAGCAGAGGAACCUCGUGCUGUACUCCAGCGACGAGCGCCUACUGGUCACCUUCUACACGCUGCCGCGCGCCGCCAGCACGCAGAACCGAGGCUUUAAGGGUAUCUUCGAGUUUUCAGAGAGUUUUGUUAAGUUAGAUUUUAUAAGUAAACACGAUGCCGAGCACAUUAGGGGCUCAGAGUGCGACCAGAAGAUUCUUAGUAAAAAGGAAUCGACGGGUUUCGUGUACCAUCCAAAUUAUCCAUUCCCCUAUAUACAAAAAGUUGUUUGUAGAUAUUUUAUAUACGGUAUGCAAGAUUCACAAAAUUUGGAAAGGGUUCGAUUAGAGUUUCAAAACUUUUCUAUACCGAAGGGCGACAAUCCGAAACCGGAUUCAUGUCCCGACGGGUACCUGAAGGUAUACCUGCGGGGGCAGGAGGCGACAGACUCCUACGACAAACAUGAUGCGGAGCUAUGCGGGGAGGGGGCCAGUGGCAAUCCCCCAUUCCCCCCGCCACUCCUGUCCGACGGACCCCGCCUUGUGAUGGUCUUCAGCUCAGGGGAACUACAGGGCAGGGGGUUCAAAGCCAAGUAUACUUUCGAGACUGAAUAUCGAGUACCAGGCACGGCGGCGCCGGGCGGCGAGUGUGCGUUCACGUAUCGGAGUGAGGCAAAGAAACGCGGCGAGUUCAACUCCCCCCGCUACCCCUCCAACUACCCCUCGCACACCAACUGCACUUACACGCUGGCUGCCACCCCUAGCGAGCAAGUCACCGUGGUGUUCGACCACUUCAAAGUGAGGGCUGAUGCCUGGAAUGCUACUGCGGGCGUCUACAGUGGCGCCACAUGCAGUGAAGACUGGGUGGAAGCGUGGUGGGUUGGUCGCGAAGGUACACGGGUACCAUUAGGGCGCUGGUGUGGGCUGGCCACACCAGGGCCCAUGCACUCACCCCGCGGCGCCACUGGGCUGGUCAUUGCGCUGCACACUGAUGCUGAAGCCGUCGCCUCUGGAUUUAAAGCCAGAUAUAUAUUUGAGCCAGCGAAGUCGAUAUUCGGCGACUGCGGCGGCAACAUGUCUGGCGCGGAGUGGGGCGUCAUCACGUCCCCGAACUUCCCGCAGAACUACGAGCAGCCCAAGAACGGCCCCGCCUCCAGGGUCUGCAACUGGUUCGUCACGGCGCGCCCCGGGAAGAGACUCUUGCUCAAUUUUGAAUAUUUCGCUGUCGAAGGACAUCUUACUGAGCGCGGAUGUCCAGCGGCAGUUCUCAGGCUGUGGUACGAGAGCCCGGGCCCGCCGCUCGAGCUGUGCGGAGAGAAGGCGCCUGCCGACCGCUGGCAGUACCUCUCCUCAUCCAACUCGAUACGGCUGUCGUUCAUAAUAGCGGAUAAGGCGGUGGGCGCGAUGGGGUGGCGCGCCGUGUGGACGGAGGUGACGGUGCCCGAGGCCGGCGCCUGCGCGGGCGGCGCGCUGGACUGCGGCGGCGCCUGCCUGCCGCCCGCCGCGCCCUGCUCGGGCCUGCAGCACUGCGCGCUCAUGCCCGACACCAAGCCCACGCACUGCGGCGAGAGCGCAGUGACAGGCGGUUCCGGGAACUUGGGGUGGUGGUGGGCCGUAUGCGGCGGCGGCGGCGGUGCGGUGGCCCUGGGCGCGUGGUGGGCCCGACGCGCGCGCAGGGCCCGGGCCGCGCGGGUCCGCAGGCCGCCGCCUCCGCCGCGCCCGCCGCCGCUGGCGCGCCGGGCCCCCGCCGCGCGCCUGGCCGCGCCGCCCGCGCCUCCCGACACCGUAUGACGACGCGCCCACGCCGCAACGGCGACACACGCACCACUAAAUAGUUGAUUACACGACUUUAACGUA